AUGGGCUUGCGCAUCAACAAACAGCCGGGCGGAGCCUGGAAGCUUCUGGGGAGUAAUGUGGUGGGGGUGGGGGUGCACCCUCUCGGGGUGCAGGUGGGCGUGCUGGAGACAUGCCCGGGGGAGGCGGCGGCGCCCAGCCCAGGCCGAGGUCAGAGACAAGCUGCGGCCUACAGAAGGGGCAGACCUUUGACCUUGGCGCCCAAGGAGGAGCACAGCCCCCACCCCAUGGAGUGCAGGGUUCCUGCUGUGAAGGCCAUCCCCACCUUGCUCCUGGCCCCAUAUAGCUGCUCCUUCUCUCUGGCCUUGCGAUUCUUCAGGCCGCUGGCUGAGCGCAUCUCUUUCCACUGCCUCUACCAUCCCCUUCAGCCUCUUCAGCUGGUGCCUGCAACCCUCCUGGCUUCGGAGGACGGGGCUCCCAGCUCCAGCUCUACCGGCCCCCUCCUGGUUCCCUCGGAGCACAUGCUGCAGUUUGUAGAACUGGCCAGUCGGCCCGCGUCUGACCCGUUAGACUGCAAGCUCCACGAGAAGGAGGCCUGGUCCUUUGCUUCCCUUCCUUUAUGUUCCCAGCGCCUAACACAGUGCCAGACCCAGGACCCGACACAGGCUGGGGCCUGUGGGCACAAGGGGGGGGGAGCAGCGGGGUGGGCAGUGCGCUUCAGGAGUGGGGGGCAGGCGGGGCGCCUGAGAAAGUCUUCCCUUUAUGGGGUGAGCAUCCGGCAGCUGGUGGACGAGAUCCCCGAAGGCUGCAGCACACCAGACUUCCAGCAGAAGCCCGUCCCCAUGGCGCUGCAGGAGGGGAAAAAUGCCGUCCUUCGGGCCGUGGUGUGUGGGGAGCCCAGACCGGAGGUUCACUGGGAGAGCACCCAAGGGGCCCUCAGCAACUCCAGCAAGUACCAGAUCUUGUCUGCCCCUGGCAGCAAGGAGCACGUGCUACAGAUCAACAAGCUGACGGGCAAGGACACCGACCUGUACCGCUGUACCGCAGUGAACGUGUACGGAGAGGCCACGUGCGCCACCAGGCUCCUGGUCAUCGAAGUUGGCUUUCGGAAGAGUCGGAAGAGGCACAAGGAAACCCAGGAGGACUUCAAGAAGGAGCUUUUGGACUGCCGAAGUCUCCUGAAGAGGAGGGCCCCACCUCCCAAGAAGAAGGUGGACCUGCAGCAGGUGUGGCAGCUUCUGAUGACGGCCGACCGCAAGGACUACGAGCGGAUCUGCCUGAAGUACGGCAUCGUGGACUACCGGGGCAUGCUGCGCAAGCUGCAGGAGAUGCGCAAGGAGCACGAGGACAAGGUGGCAAAGUACGUUAAUGCCGUGUCCAACCUGAGACACAUCAGGGUCAGCAAGGAGGGCGUUGCAACCUUUGAUCUGGAGCUGGAUCUCAAGUAUUCCGGGAGCAACAUUUACCUGUGUAAGGAUGGUGAGAUGGUCCCCUACGGCUUUGACAACCAGGCCAAGCACUCCCUGCGGCGGCUGGGGAAGCGCUACCAAUUCCAGAUCCGGGACCUGCACCUCGAGGAUGCUGGCAUUUACCAGGUCAAGGUGGAGGAUGUGCAAAUCUUCUCCACCGAACUGGAUGCUAGCGCCAUCCCCUCCAGAGUGGUGGUCCCGCUGGCUGAGGCCCACUGUGAAGAGCAGGGUGACGCUGUCUUCGAGUGCACUCUCUCCAGCCCCUGCCCCCACGCCGCCUGGAGCUUCCGGCACCGGCCGCUCCAGCCCAGCGACAGAUACGAAGUGUCUGUGUCCCCCGACGAGCUGACCCACCGGCUGGUGGUAAGGGGAGUCCGUGUCUCAGACAUGGGCCCCUACUCGCUGAGCACUGGGUUCCACGGCUCUAGCGCCUGGCUGGUGGUUGGAGCUGGAAAGGAUAAAAGCCUUCUGACCACAAGGGCUGACCAUCAGCUGCGAGCACGAGCACGAGGGGCCCGGGGCAGGUCAGACAUCUCUGGCCAGGGGAGGGAGGCCACCCAGAGUCCCAGAUCCAGAUCCAAGCCUGGCACUGGCGGUUUUCUCCACGGAGCUCCAGGCCCCCUGGGCCACUUCUCUCGGGGCCUGACUGACACGGAAGUGCAGCAUGGGGCGCCUGCUGUGCUCUCCUGCACCCUCACCCGCGACCUGGGCCCCGGGGCCUGGUUUAAAGAUGGAGUCAAGCUCGGCUCCCAGGACGGAGUCAGCUUUGAGGAAGAAGGUCUCACGCGCAGGCUCCGCAUUCCCCGCGCGCAGGGGACUCAGGCGGGGAAGUACGCCUUCGUGGCCGGCAGCCAGCGGAGCGAGGCCACCCUGCGUGUCCACGAUCGCCCUGUCAUCGCUCCUGACGUGACAGAGAGCCUGAGAGAGCCACUGGUGGUCAAGGCCGGGAAGCCGGUGACCGUGAAGAUCCCCUUCCAGAGCCACCUCCCAGUCCAGGCUGCCUGGAAAAAGGACGGGGUGGAGGUGGCGGGCGGCGGCGGCAGGGGGCCCCAGGUGGCCCUGGGGGACGGCUUCACCCGGCUGUGCCUCCCCAGCGCCGGCAGGAAGGACGGUGGCCGGUACAGCGUGACACUGAGCAGCGAGGGAGGCUCCGCGUGGGCGGAGGUCACCCUGCAGGUUAUAGACAAGCCCCAGCCCCCACAAGGUCCCCUCGAGGUACAGGAUCGCCACGGGGCUGGUGUCUGCCUCCACUGGAGGCCCCCGCGGGACGACGGGGGCCAGGCCCUGGAGCGCUACGUGGUGGAGAGGCGGCAAGCUGGCAGGAGCACCUGGCUGAAGGUGGGCGAGCCCCCCGCAGACAGCACCACCUUCACCGACGCCCACGUGGAGCAGGGCAAGAAGUACACCUUCCGAGUGCGGGCUGUGACCUCUGAGGGGGCUGGGGAGGCCCUGGAGUCCACGGAGGUGCUGGUGGCCCCUGAGGCUCUCCCCAGGCCGCCCUCGGCCCCAGCCAUCCAGGCGGCCUCCAGCCAGGGCAUCACGCUGACGUGGACGGCACCUCGGGGCCCUGGCAGCGCCCACAUCCUGGGCUACCUCAUCGAGAAGCGCAAGAAGGGAAGCAACACCUGGACGGCGGUGAAUGCCCAGCCCGUGCCUGAGAGGAGGUGGACGGUGACAGACGUGCGGCAGGGCUGUCAGUACGAGUUCCGGGUCACGGCUGUGUCGCCCGCCGGCCCCGGAGAGCCUGGGCCCCCGUCGGAUGCCGUCUUCGCUCGGGACCCCAUGAGAGUCCCUGGGCCCGUGAGGGAGCUGCAAGUCACAGACACGUCGCACACCAGCAUCACCUUGAGCUGGGCCCCGCCGGAUGCUCAGGAUGGGGAUGCAGCCCAGGGGUACGUGGUGGAGCUGCGUGGCUCAGAUGGUCUGCAGUGGAGCCCGUGCCACCCGGGCACCGUGCCAGACACCACCUUCACAGUCAAAGAGCUUCGGCCCCAAGAGGGCUACUUCGUAAGGGUGACAGCGGUUAACGACGGGGGCCGCGGCCAGCCCACGGCCCUGGACACAGUAGUGCAAGCCAUGCCGGUGACCGUCCGUCCCAAGUUCCUCAUGGACUCCGGCACAAAGGACUCGCGGAUGGUCAGAGCUGGGGACACCGUUCGUGUGCCUAUCUCCUUCGAGGCCGCCCCCAUACCUGAGGUCACCUGGCUGAAGGAUGGCCUGCCCUUGCCUAAAAGAAAUGUGACCUCCACCAAGGAGGGCCUCACCCAGCUGCUGAUUCCUGCGGCCAGCCUCUCCGACAGCGGCCUCUACACCGUGGUGCUGAGGAGCCUGCAGGGCGAGGAGGUUACCUACCGCUUCUCCCUCAGGGUGGCAGCGUGCCCAAGGGCGCCUGGACCCAUCCGCCUGCAGGAGAACGUGCCCGGGACGGUGACGGCCGAGUGGGAGGCCUCCCCGGAUGAGGCCGGGGAGGACCCCCUGUACUACGAGGUCCUGAUGCGCUCGUCGGCGCGCGGGCGCUGGCAGCAGGCGGCCGACCGCGUGCACACCAACCACUACACCUUCCUGGGCGUGCUCCCCGGCCACGAGUACCACUUCCGGGUGGUGGCCAAGAACGAGCUGGGGGCCAGCCCGCCCUCGGACACCAGCGAGCCCUGGCGCAUCCCCCGCCAUCGGGACAAGUUCACGGUGAAGGCUCCAGGCCACCGGGAGCCCGACCUGAGCCAGAAGCCCCGCUUCCUGGUGGGCCUGCGGACUCACCUGCUGCCGCAGGGCUGCGAGUGCUGCAUGAGCUGCGCCGUGCAGGGCUGGCCCCGGCCCCACGUCACCUGGUUCAAGGACGGCCAGAGCCUGGCGGGCCACCCCACAGCGUACAGCACCGACGUGCUGGGCGUGUGCUCCCUCGUCAUCCCCAGCGUCUCCCUCAGGGACGGCGGCCAGUACAAGGCCGUGGCCGAGAACGCGCUGGGCCAGGCCGUCAGCACCGCCACCCUCAUCGUCGUGGGUCGUGAGGAAGAGGAGGAGGAGGAGGAGGAGGAAGGCGGGUCGGAGGAGUAG
Messenger RNA from Nyctereutes procyonoides (raccoon dog), 4461 nucleotides. It is a transcript of the gene IGFN1, whose product is annotated as immunoglobulin like and fibronectin type III domain containing 1. Bases 1 to 4461 code for a protein of 1486 amino acids. The record is from RefSeq and is a predicted model, not a curated record. Gene Ontology annotation, molecular function: protein binding. Lineage: Eukaryota; Metazoa; Chordata; Mammalia; Carnivora; Canidae. The transcript has 28 exons.